Perca fluviatilis (European perch) is the source of this 4812-nucleotide messenger RNA. It is a transcript of the gene gpr12, whose product is annotated as G protein-coupled receptor 12. NCBI's taxonomy places the organism in Eukaryota, Metazoa, Chordata, Actinopteri, Perciformes, Percidae. The coding region runs from base 343 to 1368 and encodes 341 amino acids. Gene Ontology annotation, biological process: G protein-coupled receptor signaling pathway. The transcript is spliced from 2 exons. The record is from RefSeq and is a predicted model, not a curated record. Gene Ontology annotation, molecular function: G protein-coupled receptor activity. Gene Ontology annotation, cellular component: membrane.
UAAACCGGUCUCUGGUGGUCUGGUCCUCCUUUAUCAUCGAUCCCCUCCUCCCCUCCACACACACACACACACACACACACACACCUCGCUCUCUUCCGCCGCUGCUCCCUGCACAGCCGCAGUCCACGGCGAUGCGCCGUUAACGGCAGACCCGCUCCGCGCUCUUUUCUUCUCCUCGCAUCAUCCCCGCUUCCAGGCAGAGAAGACCAGCAUCCCCGUCCCCGGGCCGCGUCUCUGUCCGCCGGCGCUGCGCCAUCCUUAUCAAUAACAUGGAAAUAGAAGGCUGUCGUUCUUCCAUCUAGACGGGAAGUCUCACCUUACAGAGUCAAGACGGGGGCCACAAUGAGUGAAGAGCCGCCGGUCACCCCCAGCUGGCUGACCCCUGACCCCACAGCAUGGGCCAGCGGAGGCGGGGGGCCAAUGGACAACAUCACCAGCUUGGGGACGUUCCCUCCAGACUCCCUUCCGCCCAGCCAACUGCCCCUGCUGAUCAACCCCUGGGACAUUGUGCUGUGUUCAUCGGGGACUCUGAUAGCCUGUGAGAACGCCCUGGUGGUGCUGGUGAUCUGGCAGAACCCGGCGCUCAGAGCUCCCAUGUUCCUGCUUAUUGGCAGCCUGGCGCUGGCCGACCUACUGGCCGGCCUGGGCCUGGUGCUUCACUUCACCUGUGCCUAUUUGCUUCAGUCCGACUCGGCCCAGUUGCUGACCGUGGGCCUGGUGGUGGCCUCCUUCUCCGCCUCCGUCUUCAGCCUGCUGGCCAUCACUAUUGACCGCUACCUGUCGCUGUACUACGCCCUCACCUAUAACUCAGAGCGGACAGCGGCCUUCACCUACACCAUGCUGGUGCUGCUGUGGGGCCUCUCCCUGUGUCUGGGCCUGCUGCCCGUCACAGGGGUCAACUGCCUGGCAGAGGAGGCUACAUGCAGCGUGGUUCGGCCACUCACAAAGAACAACAUUGCCGUGCUGUCCGUCUCCUUCCUUCUGCUCUUCGGCCUCAUGCUGCAACUCUAUGUCCAGAUCUGCAAGAUUGUGAUGCGCCACGCUCACCAAAUCGCCCUCCAGCACCACUUCCUGGCUGCCUCACCCCACUACGUCACAACACGGAAGGGCGUGUCCACGCUGGCCAUCAUCCUGGGUACCUUUGCUGCCUGCUGGAUGCCAUUUACUGUCUACUCUCUCAUUGCUGACUACACCUACCCUCCACUCUACACCUACGCCACGCUGGUGCCUGCCACCUACAACUCCGUCAUCAACCCGGUCAUCUACGCCUUCAGGAACCAGGAGAUCCAGAAGGCGCUGUGGCUGGUGUGCUGCGGCUGUGUGCCUGCCAGCGUGGCCCAUCGUGCACGUACCCCUAGUGACGUCUGACCAAGCAGACCAAUGUGGGAAGAGAGAGGCGCCCUAAGUCAGCUUUGCUCCUUACUGGAUGUGUCUGGUGUAUAAUAGAGCAGCAGCAAGGGAGGUCAGGGGAAGUGGCAGAGGGCUGUGGCUUCAGUUCUGGCUGGAGAUGUUACUGGCAGUGGCAGUUUUGUUAGUUAUCCACUGCCCACCUGGAUGGAUGACGUUUUUUUUAAUUUGUGUUACACUCACCAUAGGGCAAGGUGUCUCACUUUCUUCCCCAGUAAGGCGGACAGUGCGCGGGCGGCAUCCCGCCCCCUCCCGUUCAACCCGUGCCACGCCCUUCCUCUGUUCUGCAAAAGAUGCUGAGUGCAUCACACGUUAAAAGCAGCGGCUGAAUGUGCAUAUAGUUAACAGCACUUGAGCUUUGGUUGACACGUGCUUGUUUUUCUUUAAAUAGGGAGGGAUUAUUAGUUUGCGCGCGUGCGUAAAAGCGCACGGCAGAUUAACUAAAGGGUGUGUGAGAGUGAAUAUGCAGGCACUUCCACAUGAAGCCUGUCUGAAGCAGCAUCCCGGCGCUCUGCUGCUGCACUCUGAACGUGCGUCGAAAGCUAAACAGCCGCGGAGAGCUAAAAAUAGACCCGGCGCUCUCUGAUCCGCGCCCUGAGUCCUCCACAGACGCCGAGAUAGAAAUUAAGCCGUUUCUUCCUCUCCAAAUUUAUCAGUCUUCUUUUCUUUCUGGAUUGUGCGUACAUGUGUUUUAGUUCAUCUCGCGUCUGGCAGGAUCAAGAUAAAGCCCCAGGAGACCCCACCAGUAACCCCUCCUCCAUUUCUUAUCAUUAACGGGAGACCAAACCGAAUAGAAACCUAUCGGAUUAUGUAGCCACCUUAAAUCGCCCCUCUUUCACCUUUUGAAUGGAGAUUAUUUAUGGCUGUUUUGAAUGUCUGGAGAUUGUUAUAUCAUUUUUAAUUGAGAAAACCCCACAGAUUUGAACGAUAAUUUGAAUUAUCAGGUAUUUUUUAAAAGGAUAACACAAAUAUCAAAUGUAUUAUCCCUCAAGGAAUACAAUAGGAUAUUAAAUGAACAUGCCUAUGAUCAGAUCACUACAAAGCUGUAGCCAAAAGCCCAACUAUCAAAAUGAUACAAGUUUGGUGAAAAUCUGUUAAAUCUGAAUGCAUUUCCAUUUAUUUGAUAUUUUUGGCUCCAUGCUGGACCUCAGUGUAAUUGGCAUGCAACAUAUGCCCUUUGGCCCAUGAGUUCAGUGUGGUAGGUCACAGGCCAUGUGUCAUGUAUACCCUGAUGUCAUCAUGGCCCUAAUCAUUUUGUUUAUGUAUAUAGUGUAUCUCACAUUGAAUGAGCUACAAUCAUCACUUGAUGGUCACGAAAGUUGCACCCUUUUAGAAAAAUGUGGAACUUUUAAAAUAUUUUUGCUGCAUAGUGCGGAUAGUUUGAAGUUUAGAAGCUGCUUUGAUCAUGAUUUGAGUUCAACUUAGUGUGAUUCAAUGAAAACCCAAACUCACAACACCUACUAGCUGCUCUGAGUUAGUUCUCAUUUAUUUUUUAUCUCAAAAUUAGUUUGCAAACCUGACAAACAUGCUCGCUAAUUCCUCAUUCCUUCAUAUCUUGUCAGCAAUAACUAGCCUCUGAAUGGUAGUUAUUUUUUUUAGAUGUGAAGCAAUACUCAGACAGCAAUAACAUCCACGUCCCACCAUGACUUCUUCCUGCUGCAUGAAGUACCAUAAUGGCCGCUCAGGUUAGGGGGAUGUGUUGUAGUGACUAGCAUCAGUGAGCUACAAGUGAUGCUUCAGUGAUACAUUUUCAAAUAGGUGGUAGGAUAAUCACUCCUGGGCUGGAAAAUGUGGACGAGAUGAAACGACUUAUUUGUCACGAUGACACCACUGCCUCAUUCCUGCGCAAUGAUUUUUUUCUUCUGACUCAAAAUCGGGCUUUGAUUAUUUGUCACACCAGGAUGACAUUUUAUUUUGUUGCCUCUGUCUUUUGUGAUGAACUGUCCUGAGUAUCGUAACCUCAUGUGUCUCGUGUGAUUUGGGACUGUGUUUUCGUGCAUAAGUUGCAUGGCCUCUGGGUGUGUGUGUCGUGUGUGUGUGCGUGUGUGUGUGCGUGUGGGUGUGUGUGUGUGUGUGUGUGUGUCCAGCAGUUAAGUAGACCAUAAUCUGUCUCCUUGUAAGGGGGUAAAACAGGUCUGAGGAAUGUAACUUCCUGUUACCCCCCUGAUGUAGAGGAUAAUGCUGCCAGUCUUCCUGUCAAUUCGGAGAGAAGUGGCGUUGUUGUGUGUUUGUAGAGCUUUUUUAAAGAGGGAUAGGACUAGUACAUAGAAGCUCCAGCACUUCAAGCCAAAGAGAAAGGGACUCUGAAUGAACUGGAUCCUAGUCCUGCUGUGUGUUUUCUGUCUCCUAUAUAUUACUAAUAUUCUACUUUAAAAUCAGUCUAGUCUGGUCGAGGCAGGCGUCCGCUAAGUGGCCUCUGAAUGAUUCUAUGAGCUAAAAAUCACUUCCAAACACAAAGAUACUGCUAUUUCUUUCCUUCCUUGCUGCCUCCCCUCUCAGCAAGCCUGAUAGAGGCAUUUGAGCAGUUCCAAUCUUCAUCUUUCUGGCCUUAGAUCUGGUGCAAAAAAAAAAAAGGGGGAUGAGUAAGGAAAGCAGAGGAGUAGCAUUUCUGAUCAUUGGAAUGUGAACUUGUGUGCAGUGUCAGACUGAAUCCUGUUGUUAUUCGAUGAGCACCAACAAUUCAGGCUGGCACAUCACAAACCAUUACAAACUCGUAUUCCUUUACCUUGGGAGAAAAGUCUAUUUUGUUAUAUUCAUUGAAAAGUUCUAUUUUUUUGUCUGGCCUGAAUUCUUUCAGAUUCUGAUGUUGUAUAACGGCGCUGUAAAGCCUUUUUCUGAAUGUAAUAAUAAUCAAAUUGUUUAACUGAUAUCCCCUCCUCUUGACUCGUUUUGUUUCUGUAAAUAUAGCAUGCUAAAGAGGAGGGACUUUAUACCACCAUGCAUGGUGCUACCAAAGCCAGUCCAACUAUGGAAUGAGUUGGGUUGCACCAUUUUUUUGAAUGACAUUUCUCCACCUCGGCUUUUAAUGUAGAAUUUCUUCUGUUAGGUUCCACUCUUCUCGCUUCAAUAUGCACCAGUUUGUAAAGGCUGGUUAAAGGAUAAUUGACAUGCUACACAGACGGCUUUGUUAUAAUAUUGUUAUAUAUUAUAAAUUGGUACACAACGUUCUCUGAUUGGUGAAUGUUUUUCUCUUGUGCUGCCGACAUUUUCAUGAACAGGUGUGAACAAGGGCUUUGUAUCCAAGAAUAGCAAAAGACUGUGAUGUUGGAUGUAAUACUUCUCUGUAUACACACACCUGUUAAUCUAUAAAUGUUUCACAGUGUAAUAGUACACACAAUUGUGUACAAAGCAACUAGGAUUUUUGAAUAAAUGUGUAGCCGAUCAUGGGCUGUAAGUUCAAUGGAA